Messenger RNA from Jaculus jaculus (lesser Egyptian jerboa), 513 nucleotides. RefSeq names its product interferon gamma (gene Ifng). Bases 1 to 513 code for a protein of 170 amino acids. The transcript has 4 exons. Gene Ontology annotation, cellular component: extracellular region. The record is from RefSeq and is a predicted model, not a curated record. Gene Ontology annotation, molecular function: type II interferon receptor binding. Gene Ontology annotation, biological process: immune response. Lineage: Eukaryota; Metazoa; Chordata; Mammalia; Rodentia; Dipodidae.
AUGAAGUCUACAGGUUAUAUCUUGGCUUUCCAGGUCUGCAUCAUUUUGGGUUCUUGUAGCUGGUACUGCCAGGCUACAUUCAUUGCAGAACUAGACAAGCUAAAGGAAUAUUUUAAUGCCAGUAAGUCAGAUGUAGCGAAUGGAGAGAUUCUCUUCUUAAACAUCUCUAAGAAGUGGCAAGAGGAGAAGGACAAAAUCAUCCAGAGCCAGAUUGUCUCCUUCUACUUCAAACUCUUUGACACUGUGAAAGAUAAACAUAUCCAGGCGAGCAUAGAUGCCAUCAAGGAAGAUCUAGUUGUGAAGUUCUUCAACAAUAGCGUUGACAAACUGUGGGACUUCCUAAAUAUUACUCAAAUUUCGGUAAAUAACCAGCUGGUCCAGCGCAAAGCGAUCAAUGAACUCCGAGGUGUAUUAAGAAACCUGAUGCCAGCACAAAGGAAGCGAAAGAGGAGUCCAUGCUGCUUUGGGGCUCUAGCACGUCAAAAUAAGAAUCGUCCUGCCAGAGUUAUUUGA